AUGUCACCUCCAGUCGUUCGAGUUUUGGAGCCAGAGUUUGGUGGUGCGACAGAAACCCCUGUUGCUGAGACUCAGCUGGAUAGCCCUGACCCAGGAAACUGCGAGAACCAUGGCCUUGGCCACGCUGUGCCGGCUGUAGCUGAGAAGCCGGCUCCCACUCCUUCUACCCGUGUCCGUGACCUCUUGAAAGCCAACAAGGAGAAGAAGGAGACUUCAGCAUCUGCUCUGCACCACGCCAUUUUGGCUUUGGGCCCCCCGGGCCAGCUGACAAAGGAGCAGCUCGCUGCAGAGCUUCUGAGCUUGCAUGAGCAAAUGCAUGGCAAUGAGAGCUGUGGCGCACAUGAGGCUGCUGGGGACAAGGCAGUUGGGAAACCCUUGGAGGAAACACCUGAAAAAAUUUUGCAGACUCCCCUUCCAAAGUCAAUGCCGCCGCCCGCAAAGGUGCCGAACAAGGCUUUGUCCAUAGCUUGCCCACCAGAUACCCAAACAAGGGCUGCACCACAGGCAAAACUUGCAGUUGUGGAAGCAAAGCCUGCAGCACCCCUUGCAGUUGUGCAGGCCAAACCUGCUCCGCCUACAACAGCUCCAACAGCCGUUGCAGUACCUGCAGCACCUCUGACUGCUUGCGUGGUUGCUGAAGCAAAGGCUGCAACACCCCCAACGACCCUUGAAGCUGUGCAGGCCAAACCUGCUCCGCCUACAGCACCUCCAAAAGCAGCUGCAGUACCUGCAGCACCUCUGACUGCAGUUGCUGAAGCAAAGGCUGCAUCACCUCCGACAGCCCUUGCAGCAAAUGUGGGGUCAACAGGUACUCCAGGGCCUGGUGCAGUGGCAAAUCCUGGUCCUACCACAGCACCUGCAGCAAAGGUUGCCCUUGCUCCAUCUCUUGCCCCUGCUGAAUCUACGGACCAGAGCGUGGAGCAAAAGUUGCUGGAGCUGAGGAUUCGUCGGCAUGUGAUGGCAGCCAACACGGACGAGCUUCUCCACGCUUGGAAGGAUACAACCCAACGUGCGAAGAUGAAAGAAACCUUUCUCAAGACCGGUUCGCUCCAAGAGGUCGAUAUAGUUGUGCAGCGAAUGUCGAAUCAAAGUGUGAAGGACCAGGACACUGAAAAGCCAGUCACGAAGCUCAUGCUGAAAGAAAUCUACAAAUGGGACGAGUGUUGUCCUCAAAACUUUGACAUGCAUGCAUGCAUGCAUGCAUGCAUGAAGAUUUCAGAGGUUCUUGCGUCAUGUCACACCAUGCAUGUCAUGCAUAUAGACUUGUGUGCAACUGAGUCAGAUGAUUGA
This is a messenger RNA of Cladocopium goreaui, 1290 nucleotides long. The record is from the annotation of a GenBank genome assembly. Lineage: Eukaryota; Dinophyceae; Suessiales; Symbiodiniaceae.